Molecule: messenger RNA, 393 nt
Organism: Pyrus x bretschneideri (Chinese white pear)
Lineage: Eukaryota; Viridiplantae; Streptophyta; Magnoliopsida; Rosales; Rosaceae
Product: basic blue protein-like
Exons: 2
Coding region: 1-393 (130 amino acids)
Cellular component (GO): plasma membrane
Molecular function (GO): electron transfer activity
Source: RefSeq, a predicted model, not a curated record
AUGGCAGUUGGAAUGCACAAAAUUUUGGUGAUUGGAAUCGGCAUUUUUGUCAGCUGUUUGCUGCUCCAAUGCGGACAAGUUGAUGCAAAAGAAUAUAUAGUGGGGGAUGAGAAAAGAUGGAGCCCUGAUGCCAACUUAACCCAGUGGACUGAGGGCAAGAAGUUCAAGGCCGGAGAUGUUUUGGUUUUCAAAUAUAAUAGAGAUCCCUUUCUCAUGGUAGCUGCUGUACGGGACAAGUAUUUGUUCGAGAAGUGCGACUUAUAUGCCGGUGCGAUAAACAUAUACCGUUCAGGAAACGAUUAUGUGGUAUUGGAGAAGGGCACAACCUACUUCGCACCUUAUUUGACUCCCUAUUGUGAAAAUGGAAUGAAACUUACAAUUGAUGUGGAGUAA